AUGUGGGCAACCUUGCACAAUUUGACAAUGCUUGCACAUUCACAGACUUCCAAACACCCUCCACCAGACCGUCGUAGGCCACCUACUUAUGAUGGUGCAGCUGAUCCUGUGGCUCUGGAAGAUUGGUUAAGGGAUUUGGAGAAACUCUUUAUGGCAACUAAUUGUCCCGUUGCUGAGAUGGUACCUGUUGAGAAGUACUACUUGAAGAAAGAGGCUGAUAACUGGUGGGGUACGUUCUCCGCCAAGUUGAAGGAGAUGUUUUACCCUGAUGAGUUACGUUGGCAGAAACAUAAUGAGUUCCUAUCUUUAACUCAGGGGAACAUGAAUAUCCAAGAGUCUACAGACCGCUUUACAGAGCUGUCUAAGUUUGCCAGUACUAUCAUUCCCACUGAAGCUGAGAGAGUUAAGAGGUACAUAAAGAAGAUGGAUCCUAGGGUAAGGACCCUUGUGCUGUGUUCGGGAGCUACUACUUACCAGGGUGCUUAUGAAAUGGCCCUGAGUGUCCAUGCUUCAAUAAAGGAGGAAGAAACUGCUAAGGCUGCAUCUGUGAGGAAGCUUGUCCCUUCUUUUACUCCUGCUUUGGCUAAGAAGUCGAGGUUUGAACCAAAUUUCCGUGGUGGAUAUCAAGGUUCCAGUUCUAGGCUGAGUUUUGAUCCAUCUAAGUGUCGGAGGGAAGUGGGUCACAAGACUUAUGAGUGCCCUAAGAAUCUGAGAGCUACAGCUAGACCUACUGCUCCUCCUAGUUGUUCUGCUCCACCGAAGAAUCGAAUUUACAUCAUGACUCAUUUUAACGCUGAUGUUCAUCCCGACGUCAUCACUAGUACCUUUCUUGUUAAUUUUGUCCCUGCUUUCGUGUUGUUUGAUUCUGGUGCUACAGUGUCGUUUGUGUCUAACUCAUUUGUCAAGAAAGCUAACCUGUCUUUGAGUUCUCCUCUUCGAACUCUUAUAUCUCUUCCUUCUGGUGAGAACUACCCUUGUCAUGCCGAGUACCGUGAUGCGACUAUUUCCUUGUUGGGUAUUAAUCUUCCUGCUGAUCUUAAGGAAUUUUCCAUGACUGAGUUCGAUGUCAUUCUGGGUAUGGAUUGGUUGUCUAAGUAUCGUGCCCAUAUUCAUUGUCGUGAUCAAAAAGUGACUCUUCGUAGUCCGUGUGGCAAGCGUAUCUCCUAUAGUGGAGAAGUGUUGAAGAAAGGGGUAAAGAUCGUGUCUGCUCUCAAAAUGCAGAAACUUCGUCAGAAAGGGGAACAAGUGUUCCUUUGUAUGGUCAAAGAUUUGACUCAAGAAGUGAAGUUAAAGGAUGUCCCCGUUGUCCGUGAGUAUCCGGACGUCUUCCCUGAUGAGUUACUAGGUAUCCCUCCUGAAAGAGAUGUCGAGUUUAGUAUUGACCUCACUCCUGGUACUGCUCCUCUAUCUAAGGCCCCAUAUAGAAUGGCGUCUGCUGAAUUGCAAGAGUUGAAGGCUUAG
This is a messenger RNA of Beta vulgaris subsp. vulgaris (sugar beet), 1461 nucleotides long. RefSeq lists its product as uncharacterized. Bases 1 to 1461 code for a protein of 486 amino acids. The record is from RefSeq and is a predicted model, not a curated record. Lineage: Eukaryota; Viridiplantae; Streptophyta; Magnoliopsida; Caryophyllales; Amaranthaceae. The transcript has 4 exons.